Thecamonas trahens ATCC 50062 is the source of this 738-nucleotide messenger RNA. RefSeq lists its product as uncharacterized. The record is from RefSeq and is a predicted model, not a curated record. The coding region runs from base 1 to 738 and encodes 245 amino acids. Lineage: Eukaryota; Apusomonadida; Apusomonadidae. The transcript has 2 exons.
AUGGCAGAUGCGACCGAGCAUUGCUCUUUGAGCCUCGGCAGAGUUGUGAUUGGAGUGCUGGCUUCGCGCUUGGAGACCCGUGUACCCAGCAUCAAGCGGGCCAGGAGCGAGGUUGGGACCGAGGACGCGCCCCCGGCUAAGCGGCAGCAGCUGCUGGACGCAUCGGCAAGGGCACAGCCGAGCAGCAACAGCGAGGGCGAGGACGAGCUUCAUGCAGAUGACGUGAUGCAGUUCACCGUGCCGAGCUCGCCACAGUUGAUGAAGGGCGUGCGCAACAGCUCGAUGGCCGACAUCCUUGGCGCUGGCGUCCUCGCGCCACCCUCGGCUUUGCCGCCCGACGCAAAUACUCUGGACGAACUUGCCGCCAAGACGCUGCGCUGGAUCAAGGCUGCCAAUCCCGACUCGGAUGUGACUGCGAACGAGAUCCGGACCUUUCACGUCACCACCAAUGCGCUUGGCGCGCAUGUGGCCGAGGGCGGCCGCGAGCGGAUCACCAUCGGCAUGAAAGCCUAUCUCCUCGAAAUGGAGAACGUCAUCGACGACCCGCGCACCAUCGCCUGGCUCGGCAAUGUUGCCUUUGCCACCCACAAGCUUCGUCCGGAUCGUAUCCGCAAAGUCCAAUCUCGCUCGCCCAAGCAGGACCGGAUCCAGCCAGCAGCGGAGCUCAUCGAGGCGUCAAACCCGCCGAUGUCGCCGCAGCGCCUCUCUCCGAUGCCUCCGCAGCCCUUCUCCACCUGA